This is a messenger RNA of Solea senegalensis (Senegalese sole), 5184 nucleotides long. RefSeq names its product leucine rich repeat containing 4.1 (gene lrrc4.1). Bases 1754 to 4627 code for a protein of 957 amino acids. The record is from RefSeq and is a predicted model, not a curated record. Gene Ontology annotation, cellular component: postsynaptic density membrane; glutamatergic synapse; plasma membrane. NCBI's taxonomy places the organism in Eukaryota, Metazoa, Chordata, Actinopteri, Pleuronectiformes, Soleidae. The transcript has a single exon. Gene Ontology annotation, molecular function: protein binding. Gene Ontology annotation, biological process: synaptic membrane adhesion; excitatory synapse assembly; postsynaptic density protein 95 clustering.
AGAGAUCCAACCCGGCGCACACCCUCUCUUUUGCUGCUACAACUGAUCCUUUCCACAUCGACGCUACUGUUAACGUUAUGCCUGUAAGCCAAGCGUUCACCCAGCGAUUGCCUUUCCUGCCUCGCUCCUCUCCCUAGUUGGACACUGCAUUAGUGAGAGGGUGCUGAUCAUCACAAGGAGUGAAGCGGCGGCAAAAAGAACCGGACAAAAAGAAGAAGAAAAGAAACCCGCCGGAGAGAGGAAGGGGAAACUGCGCACCACCCCUCCUCCCUCUAACCCACCUCGAUCAACCCUGCUACAACAACCCCACUCCUCCCAGCACCCGGUUCCAUCCCCCAACCCACCCCCUUCUAAAGAAAUUGACGGAUUAUUGGGAAGUGCACUGGAGGCAGGCUGCAGCUGCUGCUGUGUGAGCUCGCCACUGCUGCUGUGUGCUUCGCAAGGAUGGUGUGUGUGCAUUUUCAAUUGCUGCUGUGCCCACCACAGCUGCCGAGACUGGAGCAUGUGGCUAGUUAAGAGGGAAAAGACGUUAAUGAAGGUACUGUGCAUCGCCUAGCCUCUUCAACCCCUUCAAACACUCCUGGAGGAGGAAAGAAUAGGCAAAAAAAGGAAAAAGAAAAAUUAAAUGGACACGACACCACACUAAGACGAGAAGCAAGAAGAAAAGUAGAGAGAGAGAGAGAGAGAGAGAGAGAGAGAAAAAGGGCUGUGAGACUGACCAACCGACCGACUGAUCACGGAAAAGUGAACAGAGGAAUACAGAGAGGAGGGGGUCUGUUUUUUAAUGACUAGACUUGUCCGCCUCCCCUCCUGAUCAUUGCAAAGAGAAAAAUCUAAGAACAGUGAAAAGGAUUGUGGAAUUUCAACUCAACAUUCUUCAACCUUGUCCCCAACUACCUCCUUUUUGCUUUGGCACAAAAUACUGUGCAUGUUUGUUUGUCUGUUGCCUGUGCUAUGGAGACCUGGGUAAGGUGUCUAGCAGGGGGAUCAACUGUCAGAUUCCAAGGACAAGCAAAAGAAGAGGAGUCGACAGCAAGAGGCGAGAGAGGGAGCACUGCUGCUUUGGGAGCCUGACUGGAUUCCUAUUUUUUUUUUCCUUUUUUCUAGUCAGCAAGAAAAGGGAGAAAAAAAAACUCACUAAGGGGGUCCAAACGCUCUCUUUGGAUGUGUGGAUUUACAAAAGGGCUCUUCUUGGUUUAGCUCUUUGGUAUUGAGACCUGAGAAAAUAUAUAUAAAAAAGGCUUUCUUUGCUGCUCUUGGAUAUACAUACAUCUGAUCUGAAUGCCACAGCAUUGUGAUUGCAAAAAGGAGGGAAGCUAUAUAUCUCAGUUCAAGGACCUGUAAUAAUAACUUGAGGUAGGUGUCUAGUGUUUCAACCCCUUUGCAUAAAUUUGUAACAUCUUACCCCUUCUUCUACGUUGUAAUACGGUUUUGGUCGUUUAAUUUACCACCAUGUCCCUCAAAUAUACAUGUUUCAGACAAGCAAACCCUUCCCACCAUCCCAUCCCCUUCUGCCCAUGAGCACAGCUCAUGGAAAGUAAAGCAUUGCUUGAUCAAGAAUAGGUCAUAUUUUGUUUCUUAUUAGCAAAAACCUUAAACCAGCAUUUUGCUCUUUUCCUAUUCAGUUCCCAUCUCUUUACUCUUGAUCCCUUAACACUACUACCAGCCAACUAUCUGCUUCCCAAAUCCCCAAGGCCCCCAAAACACUAGCCCCACAACCCCCCUCCUCCCCCCAGAUGAUGCUGAAUUAUGAAUGUGCCACAUCAUGAGUCUCCUGGGGCGGGUAGCUGUGCAUCGUGCCAGGAAAGCCGCCCUGCUCUGUGUAGUCUUCCUGAUGGCGCGAGCGUGGAGCAGCGCCUCCCUGGCCUUGGCGGGGGCGGCGGUGUCUCAAGGCCCUCAGGGCUGUCCACCGCAGUGUUCCUGUAGUAAUCAGCAGGGGAAGGUGGUGUGCACCCGACGUGGCCUCACCCGUGUGCCCCCUGGUAUUCCUGCCAACACGCGGCACCUCAAUCUAAUGGAGAACGCCAUUGAGGCGGUGCAGGCUGACUCCUUUCGCCACCUGCACCACCUUGAGGUGCUUCAGCUUGGGCGAAAUGCCAUACGUCAGAUUGAGGUGGGCGCAUUUAAUGGACUCACCAGCCUCAACACACUGGAGCUGUUUGACAACCGGUUGACAGUGGUGCCCAGUGGGGCCUUUGAGUACCUGUCUAAACUAAGAGAACUGUGGCUGAGGAACAACCCAAUUGAGAGUAUACCCUCCUAUGCCUUCAAUCGGGUGCCAUCACUCAUGCGGCUGGACCUGGGAGAACUAAGGAAACUGGAGUACAUCUCAGAAGGAGCUUUUGAGGGUCUACAAAACCUCAAGUACCUCAACCUGGGCAUGUGCAACAUAAGAGGUGAUAUGCCAAACCUGAGUCCCCUCAAGGGCCUUGAGGAACUGGAGAUAUCGGAAAAUCAUUUCCCAGUGAUAAAGCCUGGCUCUUUUAAAGGCCUGCGUUCACUCAAAAAGCUAUGGGUGAUGAACUCACAAAUCACAGUGAUAGAGAGAAAUGCUUUCGAUGACCUAUCUUCAUUGGUGGAGCUAAAUCUUGCCCAUAAUAAUCUGAGUGCUGUGCCACAUGACCUGUUCUCCCCGCUCAGGUACCUGGUGGAGCUCCAUCUUCACCAUAACCCGUGGACCUGUGGCUGUGAGGCUGUAUGGUUAGCACGCUGGCUAAGGGAAUACAUCCCUACAAACUCAACUUGCUGUGGACGCUGUCACUCACCUGCCAUCAUGAGGGGACGACAGCUGGUUGAGGUGGAUCGAGGAGAGGGUGCAGCAGUCCAGUGUUCUGCACCAUUCAUUGCUGAUGCUCCAAAGGACUUGAACAUCUCAGCAGGGCGAGUGGCUGAGCUUCGUUGCCGCACAGCCAUGAUGUCUUCAGUGCGUUGGCUAUUGCCAAAUGGGACUAUACUGACACAUGCCUCUAGCAAUCCGAGAAUAUCAGUCCUCAAUGAUGGUACUCUAAAUUUCUCCAAUGUCCUUGCAGCAGACACAGGCACUUACACCUGCAUGGUUUCCAAUGCAGCUGGGAACUCCAACGCCUCAGCCUACCUCAAUGUGAGUGCAGCUGAGCUUAAUACAUCCAACCUGAGCUACUUUACCACAGUGACAGUGGAGGUCUUGGGACCAACGACUGAGAUGCCCAAACCUAAGACAACCACCAUGGGCACAGCUGCUGCUGCAGGAGCUGGGGUAGCUGGAGGAGGAGCAGGCCAAGGAACAACAACUACAACUGCGUCUCCUUCUGUUUUUCAGCCAGUCUUCAUCUCGACUCCAACUGUACUGUUGCAAAGCACCGACAGUCCACCAAGUGCAGCUAAGCCAUCUGUAGUUCCAGGACUUCAAGGUUCUACUGGCAAGCCAGGGAAGUCUGGGCCUAGCCUAGAUGAGGUGAUGAAGACUACCAAGAUCAUUAUAGGUUGCUUUGUGGCAGUGACGCUGUUGGCUGCUGUCAUGCUAAUUGCCUUCUACAAACUGAGAAAGCGCCACCAGCAGAGGAGCACAGUGGCAGCCGCCCGCACUGUGGAAAUUAUCCAGGUGGAUGAGGAGGACCUUCCACCACCAGCAUCUGCAUCUCAAGAGACAGCUCUCACAUUGCCUGAAAUCCGGGACCAUAACAGCAUACACAAAUUGGACUACAGCCACAAGACUGACUACAGCUUUCACAAGCCCAAGGCCGAAUACAAACCCCAGCCUGAUUUCACCCUUCACAAGCCCAAGGCUGAGUACACCACCUAUAAGCCAAAUAUGGACUUUAGCGGCCACAAAUCCAUGCCAGACUACAGUGCUCACAAAUCAACACCAGAUUUCAGUCUUCACAGAUCAAAGCCUGACUACAGCCCAUUCAGUCAGGAUUACAACAUUCCCAAACCUAAAGGAGAGUACAGCCCAUUCAAACCAGACUUCGGCACCCACCCAAAAGCUAAAACGGACUACAGCCCCUUCAAACCAGAUUUCAGCACUCACCCCAGGCAGAAACCCGACUUCAGUCCAUUCAAAAGAGAUUACAGCACCCAACCAAAAGCCAAACAUGACUACAGCCCACUGAAAUCGGACUACAGCACACAGAAUAAACCUAAGGCUGAAUACAGUCCAUUCACGCUCGACUUUGGCACUCACCCAAGACCUAAGCCUGAUUACAGCCCAUUUAAGACUGACUACAGCACUCAACCCAAACCCAAAACAGAUUACAAUGGCCAGAGGUCGAAAACCGACCUUACCUACAAACACAAGGACCCUUACACCCCUCAUAAGACUGCAACGGAUUACAGCGCCUUCAAGACCGACUUCAGCCCUCACAAAGCAGAUUACAGCGCCUUCAAGUCUGACUUUAGUCCACACACUCAGAGACCUAAACUUGAUUACAGUCCACACAAAAUGGAGUACAGCCCCCAUAAGAUGGACUACAGCACUCUAAAGCCUAAAUAUAAUACCUACAAACCAACUGGCCAUGGGGCUAAAUGGACAGACAACAAUGUUGGGAACUCUUUGCCUCGAACCUUGCCCAGUACCAUCACAACAAUGGCUGAGCCCUUUGUCAUAAAAACUCACACCAAGGAGAAAGUACAGGAGACUCAGAUUUGAAAGGCCCCCUAAUUGGCUCCCACUCCAUUACCUAUGUCCCCAAGGCCCCUCCCACCCGUGCCACCCCCUUGUCCUUUGCCCAUAAAAUCAUGCAAUAGAAUGCACAAAAAAGGACAGGAUCUACUUUUUUUUGUACAGAGUGAAAACUUAAAAAGACUGGUGAUUUCUUGUUGUACAUGCUUAUAAAUAUAUAUAAAUAUAUAUAUAUAUGGACAAAUUGAAAACUACCAUGGGCUGGUGAUAGAGAAACAUAUAUUAAAAAGAAAAAGAAACUAUUUUCUAACCUGUAACUUCUAUUUAAAACAAUGAGUUGUUUAAGAUGCUGUCUUGACUUUGACAAAUGAGGGUAGUGUUGUUUUAAAAAAAGGGGCAUUCUGUGUGAUUUUUACACCAUGCUACAGAGAAUGCAGUAAGGGGAAAAUAUUUAUACAGAGAAGACUUUCUUUAUCAAAAACCGAAAAAAGGUCAGUGUCGAUCUUUACAGGUUUAUCUUGUAAAAGCACCAAGAAUUUGUACUGUGCCAAAUGUUAUAAAUGCAAUAAAAUGGAUUUUUGGAA